AUGUUAAAUACCUCUCUACAAGUAAAGAGUUAUAAAAUUUUUCGCAUAUCGACUGAUAUAUGUCUCUAUUAUAUUUUUGUAAUUUGUUGUUGUUGUCAUAUCUGUAAAAAUCUCUCAAUUGUAUUUAUUAAUAGUAGAAGAGUCAAAGCUCUUAUGAUUAUUGAUUAA
Molecule: messenger RNA, 168 nt
Organism: Dictyostelium purpureum
Lineage: Eukaryota; Evosea; Eumycetozoa; Dictyosteliales; Dictyosteliaceae
Exons: 2
Coding region: 1-168 (55 amino acids)
Source: RefSeq, a predicted model, not a curated record